Suillus paluster is the source of this 1942-nucleotide messenger RNA. RefSeq names its product caspase domain-containing protein. NCBI's taxonomy places the organism in Eukaryota, Fungi, Basidiomycota, Agaricomycetes, Boletales, Suillaceae. Gene Ontology annotation, biological process: proteolysis. The coding region runs from base 351 to 1781 and encodes 476 amino acids. The transcript is spliced from 19 exons. Gene Ontology annotation, molecular function: cysteine-type endopeptidase activity. The record is from RefSeq and is a predicted model, not a curated record.
CUCUUGAUAGCGGUGGCUGGAGUAGUGAGUGGCGGUGCACGAGAUUGCUGUGGAGUCUGGCGCAGCGCUUAGCUUGAACUUUGACUCUCUAAAGUCGCCCAUUACACCAAGUUUCUUUGAGCCUUCACAAUUCACCUAUCAAAUUAAUAUUCGUCCAGUAUGUGGUCAGGAACCUCUGGUUAUCCCACCAGUAACAAUCAAGGUGGCACUGGCGGUGGUGCCCCACCUCAGUAAGUGCUUUGAUAUCAUCAUCAACUGAAUUCAAUUCAUGAUCGUACCAUCGCGUUAUCACCUGUUUUAGAUUCCCAAACCCGUAUGUGACCAGUCGUGAACGGGAUAAUCGAGCUGAUAUGAUUACUUCAGCGGUGGUUAUGCUCCUUCUCCCAAUCCACCUGCGUACAACCCUGCAUACGCUCCCGCACCAGUGUUUCCUUCGAACAGUCCCCCAGCACCCAGAGGCUUUGGGUUUCCACCCCCGGUAUCAAGAGAUAACUAUCCUGGACAGCACCAUCACCACCAGAACAGUGGCUACCCAGGUCAGUUUGCUGGCAAUUACGCACCCCCUCAAGGUUCUCCUACCUCUUACGCACCGCCCCCUGGCCCUCCAUCCUCGUCAUACGGCGCACCCCCUGGCCCCCCUCCGGGCAGGGCCAGGCCCUCCUUCACAGUACCCACCACCCCCAGGUGCUCCUGGAAAUUAUCCACCACCACCGGGACCCCCUGGUGGUUAUGGUGCACGUCCUUCCCCAACGAGCGGCGGCUAUGGUUAUGCUCCUCCAAGCGGACCCCCGCAGAGGCCACCCAAUCAACAGCAGCUUUACGGACCUCAAAUGCAAGGUCCCAACCACCAGAUGCAGCAGCCCUUUUUCCAAUAUUCUCAGUGUAACGGCAAGAAGAAAGCCUUAUGCAUCGGGAUCAAUUAUACCGGUCAGCAAGGAGAGUUGCGUGGUUGCAUCAAUGAUGCAAACAGUAUGAAGCGCUUCCUGAUGGUUCAGUUUGGGUAUAAGGAAGAGGACAUGGUGAUACUCACCGACGAUGCACGGGACCCACGCCAAGUUCCCACUCAGCAAAAUAUACUUCGUGCAAUGGAGUGGCUCGCUCGUGACGCACGUCCCAAUGACUCCCUGUUCUUCCAUUAUUCCGGACAUGGAGGACAGACGAAGGACCUCGAUGGCGAUGAAGAAGAUGGAUUUGACGAAGUCAUCUACCCAGUUGACUUCAAACAGAAUGGUCACAUUGUCGAUGAUUUGAUGCACCAAAUCAUGGUGAAGCCACUUCCUGCGGGUUGUCGUCUCACUGCUAUCUUCGACUCUUGCCACUCUGGCUCAGCUCUAGAUCUCCCAUACGUUUAUUCCACGGAAGGCAAAAUCAAAGAGCCAAAUCUCGCGGCGGAGGCUGGCCAAGGGUUACUGACCGCCGUGACUUCGUAUGCUCGCGGAGAUCUCGGCGGCAUGUUCAAUUCCGUUACAGGACUGAUCAAGACUGCGAGCGGAAAUGGACAGAAAGCCGACAAAAUCUCUAAGGCUACGAGGACGAGCCCCGCCGACUGCAUCUCUUGGAGUGGUUGUAAAGAUUCACAGACCAGCGCGGACACGCAAGAAGCUGGAAGAGCCACAGGCGCAAUGAGCUACGCUUUCAUCAAGGCUCUCAGCGAAAACCCACAGCAAAGUUAUCAACAGCUUCUUAAUUCCCUCCGAGCUAUUUUGAAAGCAAAGUACAGCCAGAAACCACAGCUGUCUAGUUCUCACCCGAUGGACACGAAUCUACUCUUCAUUGCCUAAAUGAUGUUUGUAUCAUGUAUGUUUCGUAAAUGCAGUAUAAUUAUGUACGAUAGAAGAUUGCCCAGUCUUGUCAAGGUGCAUGCUGUUGUACAUUUGCAUGGCGGAGACAAAGAUUACAAUACGAUUGCGAUUUGAUGAAGAUACAAGUGCGGGUUUUGUGA